CCGCGAAAGCUCACACGCGCGCAAAUUGCGAUCGUGAACAAAUACCUGCCAAGCUUCCCGUACACUACAACGUCGACGAUAAACCACAAGAUGACGGCGGCAGCUUUCUGGAAUGAGGCCUUCUUUGAAGUCGGCCCGCCGUCUUCAAAAUCGACCAACAGUGGCAAGCGCAGCCAGAAUUCAUCGGGAUCUACGCGGAUUACGCAACUCUACGACACGUUCUAUUCGUAUCUGGACCACAACUCGCCAGCACUCAAGCCAAUCUUCCGAUCCUCCAUGGUCGUGCGAAGCAAGGUACUGGUCCACAUCAGCGCCGGCUUGAGAACGAUCCUUACCGGGGACAAUAUGGUGGAGCGCGUUGAGAGUCUGACACGCACCCAUCUUCGGUUUGGUGUCAAGAUGGAGCACUACGAUCCCCUCGGGGUCGCCUUAAUAUUCGCCAUGAAGGAGUGCUCAGGGGCGCUUUGGUCGCCGCAGGUCGAAGAAGCUUGGCGCCGACUGUACGCGCACUGCUGCGUCAUCCUGCUCGACUCACAUCGACGAGCGAUGGAGCAGCAGGCGACGUCCAAGGGUCGAGAAGCGGGCAAG
Molecule: messenger RNA, 588 nt
Organism: Phytophthora sojae
Lineage: Eukaryota; Oomycota; Peronosporomycetes; Peronosporales; Peronosporaceae
Exons: 1
Biological process (GO): cellular response to nitrosative stress; nitric oxide catabolic process
Cellular component (GO): intracellular anatomical structure
Molecular function (GO): heme binding; nitric oxide dioxygenase [NAD(P)H] activity; oxygen binding
Source: RefSeq, a predicted model, not a curated record